This is a messenger RNA of Lutzomyia longipalpis, 7059 nucleotides long. It is a transcript of the gene Col4a1, whose product is annotated as collagen alpha-1(IV) chain. Bases 295 to 5658 code for a protein of 1787 amino acids. Lineage: Eukaryota; Metazoa; Arthropoda; Insecta; Diptera; Psychodidae. The transcript has 7 exons. Gene Ontology annotation, cellular component: collagen trimer. The record is from RefSeq and is a predicted model, not a curated record. Gene Ontology annotation, molecular function: extracellular matrix structural constituent.
AAUUUUCACAGAUUGUUCAGUACGCUCUGGACGAUCCAUCGCGCUAGAUCGGAAACCGUUCUCGGAGGAGAAUACCCGCGGUUUCGGUGAAACCACCAAAAAUCUCGCGGAUGAGAUUGAGAGUUAUUUUGAGUGUUUGUGAUCGGCUGAGUGUUUUAGUUUAAGUUUUUGUGUGAUCUUACAAAGAGGGGGAUCACUUUUUGCGGAGCCCUCUCGAUUUUUCGGCCCGGCCAAAAAGAGGAUUUUGUAAUAAGAAAGGAGCCCUCAAAGGGGCGAUCUAGCAGGGGAGCCACUAUGGGCAUCCCAUACAGGCGGCUCGCGACAUUAUUAACGAUCUUAUGUUGUGUGGUUGGAACCAGAGCGCAAUUUUGGAAUGAUCCGAGCAGCGGUGGGGUAGGACUCUUCCGAAGGCCAGACUACUAUAGAUCCACACCGGAACCCAUUCAACCGGAAAUAGAUCCAAGUUACGAUGUAAUUGAUACAGCAAGUGGACGUCUAACUGGGCCCCCGAGGAAUUGCACAAGCAAGGGAUGCUGCAUCCCCAAAUGCUUCGCUGAAAAGGGCAAUCGUGGAUAUCCUGGUGUUCCCGGUAUUCCAGGGCCAAAGGGUGUUCAGGGUUUUGCCGGAGCUGAAGGUCUGAUCGGUUCCAAGGGGCAGAAGGGAGAGCCCGGACCAGCUGGACCUCGUGGACCCAAAGGUGAUCGUGGUGCACAAGGUAGCCCUGGAUUCCCAGGUGUUCACGGUUUACCUGGGCACAAGGGUGAAGAUGGCCCACCCGGUAUACCCGGUAGAGAUGGUUGCAAUGGAACAGAUGGCCUGCCGGGUAUCUCUGGUUUGGAUGGUAUUCCCGGCCCCAGGGGUUUGCCCGGUAUUCCUGGAGUGAAAGGUGAAAAAGGUGAACCAGCUGAGUUGAAUAUAAAUUACCUGAAAGGACAGAAAGGUGAUCCUGGUUUCGACGGUAGACCCGGUGAUCCAGGACAAACCGGCCCUCAAGGACCACGAGGACCAGAUGGAUCACCUGGUAUUCCUGGUGUACCAGGACGAAAAGGAGAGCCUGGCUUUAAAGGUGACAAAGGACAGGGAUGUGUUGCACUGAAAGGUCCCCCAGGUCCUAGAGGGCAUAAGGGUGAAAAAGGUCUAAAAGGCGAUGGACUUGGAGAAGUUGUGGGACCAACAAUUACAGUUGCUGGCCCAAAAGGUGAAAUGGGCCCCAUGGGAGAAAAAGGAGACAUCGGCCCUAAGGGAGAACAAGGAGAACUCGGUGCUCCAGGAUUCCCCGGAGAUAGAGGUCCACAGGGAGAAAAGGGCCUUCCUGGUCAGCCAGGACCUAGAGGACGAGAUGGCAACUAUGGACCCACUGGGCCACCUGGGCAGAAAGGUGACAGAGGUAAUGAAGGUUUACGAGGAUUGGAUGGCAAACCAGGGCAGAAAGGUGAACCGGGAGAAGCUGGAUUACAGGGUGUACCCGGUAUGCUUGGACCUCCUGGCCCACCAGGCGGUGGACGUGGAUCCCCAGGCCCAUCAGGUCCUCCAGGACCAAGAGGAUAUAGAGGUCUUCCUGGCCCAAAGGGAUUGGAUGGACUAAAAGGCGAACCAGGAAUGCGAGGAGUUCCAGGAGCAAAAGGAGGACCAGGUAUUCCUGGAAGAAUUGGAAUGGAGGGAUUGCCCGGCGAGAAAGGACAAAAAGGUGAUAACGGCGUAAUCGGUAUGCCUGGUGUGCAAGGCCCACGAGGUUUUAUCGGACCUCCCGGAGCUGAUGGAUUGAGAGGACCCAGUGGUGAGCCAGGAAUUGGAUUGAUUGGUCCCAAAGGAGAUGAUGGAAUUCCAGGAUAUCCCGGUGCUAAAGGACAAAAGGGUGAACGUGGAUAUCCGGGUUUGCACGGUGCUCCAGGUGAUUCUGAGCAAGGAAAACCCGGAAUUCCAGGAGUUCCAGGUCGUCCAGGAGAUAAGGGAGAAAGUGGACGUCCAGGAAUACCCGGCGCAAAGGGAGAAUACGGAGAGAAGGGUGAUAUUGGAGGAAGAUGUUUUGAUUGCCUUCCGGGAUUGCCAGGACAAAAAGGAGAUAGAGGGUUCGAUGGAUUACGUGGACCUGCAGGUCUUGAUGGAGUCCCCGGAGAAAAGGGUCACCAAGGAGAAAGAGGAUUGGAUGGGCCACCGGGAAUGCCCGGAGACCCAGGUGCUCCUGGCCAACCAGGAUUACCAGGAAGUCCUGGCCCCAGCGGAGAAAAAGGAGAAAAUGCAAUUGUUCCCUCUAAUUUGCUUAAAGGUCAUAAAGGAGAUAAGGGAGAGAGAGGUUUCCCUGGAAGACCUGGACCCCAAGGAUUAGAUGGAGCUCGUGGUUUCCCAGGACUUGACGGGCCUAAAGGGGAGAUAGGUUUGAAAGGAGAUAGAGGUGUUCCUGGGCUUCCAGGCCUUGAUGGUGCGCCUGGAACUCCAGGACGCGAUGGCCUUCCUGGAAUUAAAGGAUUGAGCAUUAAGGGAGAGCCAGGUUUUAGCGGAAGGGAUGGCCCCAAGGGGCAGAAAGGUGAAGCUGGAUACCGAGGCGACAAAGGUAAUCCCGGAGUAUGUCCCCCAUUGGAUUACAGUAGAGGAUUUAAGGGUGCUAAAGGAGAUAAAGGCAAUAAAGGUGAACCAGGAGCAAUGGGUAGAGAUGGUAUCCCUGGAGAACAAGGGCUUCAGGGUUUGCCAGGAUUGAAAGGAAAUACAGGACCACACGGGCCACCAGGACCGGUUGGGCCACGAGGUUUGCCCGGCCCGAGAGGUGAAAAGGGUCUUACUGGACAAAUUGGCUUUCCUGGACAACCCGGAAGGGAUGGUUUGCGAGGAAUUCCAGGACUUUCGGGAGCUAAAGGACAAAAAGGCGAAGUAGGUGCAUCAGUAGUUGGACCACCCGGCCCUAAAGGUAAUACUGGACCAUGGGGACAGAAAGGAGACCGUGGGCCACAAGGUUUAAGAGGAAUGGACGGACUUCCAGGACAAGUAGGAUAUCCCGGUGAUAAAGGUGAAUCUGGACUUCCGGGAACACCUGGACCACCAGGUGUUGUUGGGCCAAAAGGUGAACCUGGGCCAGAGGGACCAAUGGGUUUGGCUGGUCCUCCAGGACGACCUGGCAUGGAUGGCAUCAAGGGUGAGCCCGGAAUGAAGGGAGAAACAGGUGUACCUGGAUUAAUUGGUAUGCCAGGUCUCAAGGGUGAAAGAGGAGAGCCUGGUAUUGAAGGACAAAAAGGUUUCCAAGGUCCUAAAGGUUCACCGGGAUUACGUGGAAUGCCAGGUCUCUCUGGACAGCCUGGAUUGAAGGGAGACAAAGGUGAGCUUGGUUUACCCGGAUAUGAUGGUUCUCCUGGUACUCCUGGGCAGCCUGGCCCAAUGGGACCACCAGGACCUAAAGGUGACUACGGCCCAGUUGGUAUAACGGGAUUGGAUGGUAUUCCUGGGAGAGAUGGAGAAAAGGGAGAUAUGGGAUUCCCAGGACCUGUUGGUGCUAAAGGAGAACCCGGUUCGGUAUCUGAGAAAGGACAAAAGGGUGAACCAGGACCGUCUGGCUUGAGAGGAAUCGAUGGUAGAGAUGGAUUCCCCGGAAUUGCCGGAGAAAAGGGAGAGCCCGGAAUUCCUGGAUAUGGUAGACCAGGACUCAAGGGAGACAAAGGUGAAAUGGGUCUCAGUGGACGUGAUGGAUUACCAGGCAUACAGGGAGAGAAGGGAGAUCGAGGAUUUGCUGGAAUAAGAGGACUCAAGGGUGACAAAGGAAAUAUGGGACCUCCAGGAAUUCCGGGAACACCUGGAAUUGACGGAUUACCUGGUCAAGAUGGAUUACCUGGCCCACAAGGUCUUUUGGGAGAAAAGGGUAAUAAAGGUGAUCGUGGAUUGCCCGGAUUUGCAGGAGAAAAAGGUGACAAAGGCCUUAUUGGUAUUCCUGGACGUGAUGGUAUAAUUGGCCUCAAGGGAGAUCGAGGAUUCACCGGUGAACCUGGAGCUCCGGGACCAUCAAUUGAAAUAAAGGGACAAAAGGGUGAGAUUGGCGAAUUUGGGCUUGUUGGACUUCCAGGAGAGAGAGGUUUACCUGGUUUACGCGGUGAUCAAGGUUUCGAUGGCAUUAAAGGAGAUCGCGGUCUAACUGGCCCACCUGGGUUGCCAGGUAUGGAGGGUAGACCCGGAGAGAAGGGUGAUCGUGGUCUUAUCGGUGAACAAGGUGAACCUGGACCAGUUGUUAAGGGUGAAAAGGGUCUCCCAGGGUUACCAGGAAAGAAUGGGCGCGAUGGAUUACCCGGGCCGCAAGGUGAGAAGGGUGAGAAGGGAUUCCCAGGAUUAAUUGGGCCACAGGGACCUCGUGGUUUAGCUGGAUUACCGGGACGACAAGGCGAGAAAGGUGAUAGAGGUUUAACCGGAGUACCAGGAAGAGAUGGAAUUGACGGUGCCCCCGGAUUAUUGGGACCAAAGGGAGAACCUGGAUUCCCAGGACCAAAGGGAGAUCCUGGAUUGCCUGGAGUAGUGGGAUUGACUGGUGAGAAGGGUGAUCGAGGACCUCCUGGUAUGCCAGGGCUUAGUGGAUUUGAUGGAAUUAAGGGAGAUCGUGGUCUUCCGGGACCUGAAGGACCGAUUGGGCCAGUUGGAUUCCCAGGAGAAAAGGGAUUACCAGGUCAGCGUGGUCGAGAUGGACGCGAUGGUAUGGCUGGUUUGAAGGGAGACAAGGGUGAGCCGGGAUUAGUACCACCACCAGGGCCAAAAGGUAACCCAGGAAGACCCGGUAGGGAUGGUGAGAAGGGUGAUCGAGGACCCCCAGGGCCACAGGGUAUUCAAGGAUUGCAAGGAGAACGUGGGGAGAAGGGUGAUCAAGGUUUCACGGGGGCACCGGGAUUACCUGGCUUGCAGGGACUUCGCGGUGAGAUUGGUGUUGCAGGUCCACCGGGAUUAGAUGGACGUCCAGGUGCACCUGGGCCAAAGGGUGAUGCAGGUCUUCCAUGUACUCACGCACCUGAUUACCUUUCCGGCAUUCUCCUUGUGAAGCACAGUCAGUCAGAAGAGAUUCCUCAAUGUGAAGCUGGUCAUGUUAAACUCUGGGAAGGUUACUCACUUCUCUACGUCGACGGGAAUGAUUAUCCACAUAAUCAAGAUCUCGGAUCGCCGGGUUCAUGCGUCAGGAAGUUCUCAACUUUGCCCGUAAUAACGUGCUCCAACAACAAUGUGUGCAAUUAUGCUUCACGCAACGACAGGAGCUUCUGGUUGUCAACCACCGCACCUGUUCCCAUGAUGCCCGUCGUGGAGGAAGAAAUGAGGCAAUACAUCUCACGGUGUGUUGUCUGCGAAGUACCAUCCAACGUCAUUGCCGUACACAGUCAAACGCUGGACAUUCCACAGUGUCCAAGUGGAUGGGAGGGUCUCUGGAUUGGCUACAGUUUCCUCAUGCACACUGGCGUAGGAAAUGGAGGCGGUGGGCAGGCCCUAUCUGGUCCUGGAUCCUGUCUGCAGGACUUCCGAACGACACCCUUCAUUGAGUGCAAUGGCGGUAAAGGUCACUGCCACUACUAUGACACACAGACCAGCUUCUGGCUUGUCACGCUCGACGAGCAGCAGCAAUUCACGCGGCCACAGCAGGAGACCCUCAAAGCAGGAAGGCUCCUAACGCGUGUCUCGCGAUGCCAAGUGUGUAUAAGAAAUUAACAUUUUUUUUGUAUAGGAUCUGCAGUUAAUUUUUACAUUUUUUUUACCACGUUCUUGCCUUUCAUAUUGCAAUAAGGCGCAUUUAUACCAAAAAAAUGAUGAAUGUUAAGAGGAUAAAGAAGAAAAAAUCUUUGUAAUUUCCUAAUCUACCCCCCCUAAAAGAUAAAUUAAUUUCUUCCAAAAAAUGCUUCAAACGUUAUUUGUUCUUUUCUCACUCAAAACUCUUUUUUUUUGUUAAUGUCUCUGAAAUGAAAAUCCCUCAAAAAGUAAUUUGUAAAAGUUUUGUAGAUGUUUUGGAAGAAAAAUUACACUUUGAUAUUUUUUUUCUUCUUAUUAAAUCCAAUAGAUUUUUUUUGGUUAAAUCUUUUCCAUUUUUUUUGUUAAAAAGUGUCUUUUUUUGCCAAAUUGCUACAAACUUUUACAAACCAUCACAAUUUACUUUGAUUUCUUGACUCAGGAAAAUAAAUUAAAAUAGAAUCUUAUUUCUUUUCUCUAAAAAUGAUUAAUUUUUUUUCUUAAAUAUAAAAUUCUUUUUAUUGAAUUCUAAUUUUUAUUCCUGACUUGAGAUUUUUUUUUCUUACAAAUUAAGAAAAUAAGAAUAAAAAUAAAAUCCAAAAAUAAAGUGGAAUAUUUAAGAAAAUCUUUAAAAACUUUAAAAAAAAAUAAUUAAUAACAAUUUGGUCAAAUAAUUUUUCUAUUUUUUUUAUUCUUAUUUUCUCAAUAUCUGCUUAAAGAAAACAAAUUUCCCCCAUGCCCCAACAGCCCUAGAAAACUUCCUUUUUCAACUUUUUAAAGUUUUCCACACACUAAAGAGAAAUUAUUCUUUUCGUAAAGAAUUUUCAAGUCUCCCCAUAUCCAAGACCAUUUUUUUUAAUGAUUAUAAAAGCAAUGAAAAAAAUAUAUCAUUUGUUAUAAAGUAAAAAAAAAAAAAAGAAAGAAUGAAUGUCACAACCCUAUAAUGAUAAUAAUGUGAUAUGUUAUUAAAACAAAAAAAAUCUUAAUUAUACUAUGUAACUGCCUUCUUUUGAAAUUAAAAAAAAAAACUUUAAAAGCAUUGUGUUCGAUGUUAAAAAUUUAAAAUGAAAUUUAAAAAACAAAAGUGCCAUUAACUAGGAAGAAAAUAAAUAAAAAUAAAACAAGCAUUGAGGAGAUCGUGUUCAGUUAUCAAAUAUAAUACCUAUUUUUUCUCUUAUAUUCAGUGUAAAAGUUUCUUUUUUUUUAAAUAAUAUAAUUUAUAAAAUAAAAUAGAAAUCCAAAUAUGAUGUAUUUUCUGAUUAAAAAAAAUUACAGGACAAGAAAAAAAACGGAAAAUAACUUUCAAAGUAAUACUGCCUAAUGAGAAAUAUUUCGAACGAAAUGUAAUGUAUAUGUAAUAUCAAUAAAACAAAUUGUAUUAAAUAA